AUGAGUUUCCUUGACUCCAUCCUCUCGUCUAUUCAGACGGGCAAGCCAUCUCAACCCCCACUAUCCCAGGCGCCUUCCUCACCUGUCCCCUCUGCGGCACCUAAGAAAGAAGAGCGCAAACCGUCCGCUGUACGCCAAGCGCCUCCGACCAGUGGAAAUGUUGGGGGAACAAAGAGAAAGGCCGAUGAACCGCUCCCUCGCCCACCCAGACCUCAAGCCACCAACAUGCCAAAUCGGCCUGUGGCAUCCAAGCCUACAGUUGGAGUGAAAUCGGCUGUUUCCCCUGCGACAUCAAGAGUUGUGCCAAAGCCUUCCUCGUCUGCCAACUCCAAGCCUUUACCGCCUAAACCAGCUGCGCCAAACCCCGCAGUCAAAGGCAACUCAUCUGCUGCGACAAGAGCAGGUUCAACCCCCAAAGUAGCCGCCAAGCCUACACCCGCAGCUGCCGCUGCGCAGUCGAAACCACCGCCCAAAGGAUCUUUUGCAGCGAUCAUGGCGCAGGCUAAGGCCGCCCAGGACAAAGCGCCCGUCCAGGUAGGCAUGUUGAAACACCAGGCUGGACCCAAAGAAAGACUCAGCAAAAUCGAGCGCAAAAAAAGGCAAGAGGAGGAACAGGCGAAGGAAAAACAAGCGCGCUCGGGCAAGAAAGCUGUGCCUGGUGUUUCUAGCAAAGACAAGCCUGCCCGGCAGCGCGGUACCGAGGAGCUAUCUUACAAGGGUACCGCGAAACCAACGCAGACCCCUGAGCCGCCCACAUAUCGCGGCACGGCGGGCUUGCCGUCGAAACGCGGUGCUUAUGACCGGCGCCAUCAAUCUAGGAACUCGCGACAGAACGAGUACCUCGCCACCGACGAAGAAGACGAAGGUGAUUAUGGUGGCUACGGUGGCUAUGACGAUUACUACUCAGACGCAUCAUCCGACAUGGAAGCUGGAAUGGAUGACGUGGACCGCGAGGAAGCGGCUGCGCUGAAAUUCGCGAAGCGAGAGGAUGAGGAAGAACUGCGGCAAGAAAUGGCUGCAAAGAAAGAGAAACUUGCACGAAUGGCAGAGCUGGCGUCUCGGAGGCGUUGA
Penicillium brevicompactum is the source of this 1071-nucleotide messenger RNA. RefSeq lists its product as uncharacterized. The transcript is spliced from 2 exons. NCBI's taxonomy places the organism in Eukaryota, Fungi, Ascomycota, Eurotiomycetes, Eurotiales, Aspergillaceae. Bases 1 to 1071 code for a protein of 356 amino acids. The record is from RefSeq and is a predicted model, not a curated record.